AACCAAAAAGAAAUAUGGCAGGCUUCCUGGAGAUGAGCAAGCAUCAUUGUUCAAGUACAUUUGGCAAGGAAACAUUAUUCCAUUGAAUAUAUGGACCUUCAAGGAUUACGUGUUUCACCUCAUUGCCUGUACUAGACCAGUAUUUCAGCAGGGGAUAUGUAAAGCAGUAAGAUCAUAGCUGAACUCCCCAGAAUGGCUACUAAAAGCAUUUGGCAAAGCUUGGCUCAGGAUAGUGGCUCGUUUAUGCAUCACAUUAAAAAGACAUUUAUUCUGCUGCUCACAUUAGCAUUUUUACUGUCUGCUGUUGCUUAUGUCUCAGAUUUCUCUUUCGAGACAAUUGCAUACUCUCAAACCUGGUUGACUAAAAUCAGGAAUUGGACUCAUGCUGAGGUAAUUAACAGCAAUUUGGCUGAUCGUUCUCAAAAUGAUUUAUUAGCACCUUUGCCAAAUCAACAAAUCCAACCAAGAGGCACAACUAUCUAUCAUCAUGUGGCUCAUCCAAGCAACUAUAAUUUCAUCCUGGAUGAACCUGAUAAAUGUAAGCAGGAUCCGUUCUUGGUCUUGAUGGUCCCUGUGGCCCCCCAUCAGCUGGAGGCUCGUAACGCCAUCCGCAGCACAUGGGGGACUGAGAGCUCAGUGCAGGGAAAAGCAGUGCUGACUCUGUUCUUGGUGGGUUUGACUGGAGGAGCUGAAACUCAACAGCAGCUGGAGGAAGAGAGUCGACAACACAGAGAUUUACUGCAGAGCAACUUUGUGGACUCGUACUUUAAUCUGACCAUAAAGACCAUGGUGAUCAUGGACUGGCUGGCCACUCGUUGCCCUCAAGCAACUUAUGCUAUGAAGGCUGAUUCUGAUAUGUACAUAAACCUGGAGAACCUGAUGAGCCUCUUAUUGUCACCCAACACACCCAGACAGAACUACAUCACAGGGUAUUUGAUGUGGAACCGCCCUGUCGUCAGAGACAAAAACUCUAAAUGGUACGUCUCAGAGGAAUUGUACCCUGAACCGACAUACCCCACGUACCUGCUGGGAAUGGCAUAUGUUUUCUCCAAUGACCUGCCAGAAAAAUUAGUUGAGGCUUCCAAGGAAAUAAAGCCCUUUAACAUAGAAGAUGCAUAUGUGGGCGCAUGUCUGAAACAAUUGGGCAUUGCACCCUCAUCUCCCCCAGACCCUUCACAGUUUAGAGCCUAUUUGGGACAAUAUAAUCGAGAAGAUUUUUUUAGAGUUAUUACGACAAUCCUGGGAUCCCCACAGCAACUAAUAGACAUCUGGAAGGACGUAAAGAGGCCCACAUAAAACAUUACAAUAACCUUUUAUAGGCUCUAUUACAACUUGAAAGUUGAAAUUUAUAGUUUUAUGAAAUUUACUCAAAAGUACAUACACAAACAUAAAUAACAAUUUUAACUGAAAGGUUGAAAUGGGUUUUCAAAGCAAAUGUGUUUUUCCAUAAAUCUCUGUUGGGGCAGGUUGUCAUCUGGUGUCAUAAUUACCUUGUAUACUGAAACUGUAAAUUAAUUUACCAUUUCUGUUGGCCAGAACAAAGGUUUGAUUUAUGUGCAUUAUGUUUUUCAUUUUUAUAUUUUUAUGAGUUAUGUGUUUCACAACUGAUUUACUCUUUUAAGUAUUGCUGAUUUUUU
Molecule: messenger RNA, 1637 nt
Organism: Carassius carassius (crucian carp)
Lineage: Eukaryota; Metazoa; Chordata; Actinopteri; Cypriniformes; Cyprinidae
Product: beta-1,3-galactosyltransferase 1-like
Exons: 3
Coding region: 193-1296 (367 amino acids)
Cellular component (GO): membrane
Molecular function (GO): N-acetyl-beta-D-glucosaminide beta-(1,3)-galactosyltransferase activity
Source: RefSeq, a predicted model, not a curated record